AUGUAUCCAGUUAAUCGCGAUAUAAUUCUCAAUCAAUUGAGACCUCUUACCAUUGAUGAUGCCCCGGAUCUCAACAUAUACGAUGGUGAUGGUGAUGUAUGUGAUCACUUUACCCCGCCACCUGCAGAUCGACUGUCAACUGCCUCCUUGCAAUUAACCUCCCCAGAGAUGGUUGCAAAACUACGUCACCAAAUCAAUGCAGCAGCCAAGGCCUUAGAAGAUGUGAAGGAUACCCUUACACCUGGUUUGACAAGGUGGUUGAACAAGAUCUUCAAGGGUAGCAUGGUCCAGGCGGAAUUGAACGCGCACCGUGAGGGUGAACUUGCAGAUCAUUAUUGA
This is a messenger RNA of Blastomyces dermatitidis ER-3, 339 nucleotides long. RefSeq lists its product as uncharacterized. Bases 1 to 339 code for a protein of 112 amino acids. The transcript has a single exon. The record is from RefSeq and is a predicted model, not a curated record. NCBI's taxonomy places the organism in Eukaryota, Fungi, Ascomycota, Eurotiomycetes, Onygenales, Ajellomycetaceae.